Molecule: messenger RNA, 993 nt
Organism: Rhopalosiphum padi (bird cherry-oat aphid)
Lineage: Eukaryota; Metazoa; Arthropoda; Insecta; Hemiptera; Aphididae
Product: THAP domain-containing protein 2-like
Exons: 3
Coding region: 104-778 (224 amino acids)
Source: RefSeq, a predicted model, not a curated record
UAAGCUUUCUUUGAUUACAGUUUUUUAUCCAAUUUUUUGUACGCAAAUAAUUGUAUUACAUAUUAUUUUAACGUAGCAUUUAUUUUUAAUUUACAUAUUAACAAUGAGUAAUAGAGGUGGUGGUUCUAAAUGUGCUGUUGCAACGUGCAAUUUAUAUUCCGGAAAAACAAAAAAAACUGGAAUUACUAAUAUUUCGUUUCACAGGUUUCCAAAAGAUCCUGGUAUCCUGAAAAUAUGGACAAUCAAAUGUAAACGAGGAGAUGUCUGGAAUCCCAGUAAAUCUUACAUUUGUUCCAAACAUUUCAAAUCAGAAGACUUUGUUCGUGAUUUGAAAGCCGAACUUAUGGGAACUGUUACUGUGAAGAGGUUAAAACCUGGUUCAGUACCAACACUGAAUUUGCCCACAUGUUUAUCUAAGGAAACACAGUCAGCAGUAGAACGUAGAAAUAGAAUGAAAGCCAAAUUAGCCAAACAGUGUCAUGAUCACUUAAUUGCCACUUCUCUUAACACAGAACCAACAGUAUCCAAAGUUAAAUCAGAUGAAGCUUUGACUCAAAAUAAUCAUCUGUUCAAUCCAAAUUAUGAAAUAAUGUAUAAAAACUUGAUCAUUAAAUAUGAAAUUAUAAAAAGUGAAAAUGAAAAUUUAAAGACUGAACUUCUAUUAUUAAAAAAAUCUGAUUUGGAUCAUAAAAAUAUUAAUGGAAAUCUCAGACAUACCAUAAAAAAACUGCAAAAGCGCUUAAAAACUUUAAAGUCAAUUCUAACACAUACACAAUAAACAUGUCAAAGCAAAUAAAAGAUCUCACUCAAAAUAAAACUAUUUCUAUUGAAAAUAAAUCAAAACCAUACCUGUCUGGAAUAUUCACUCCAAAUCAAUUAAAUCUUUCGACGAAGAAGAAAAAGCUAGUACAUUGAACUUGAGAUGAAAUAUCAAAGACCUCCUUACUUUAAUAAUAAUAUAAACUUGUAAUAAAUUGUAUUCAUAACAUCUCA